UUUGAAUAGGGAAGUUUUGCAGGGGUUACGUUUGCAGUCAGUUCAGUGUUUGCAAAUAUUGUGUAGGUUCCUGAGCAAGUCUCUGUGAUCCAGGAGAAUCCGAAUUUGAGGCGUCUAAUUGCUGUGCAGUUGAGUUUGCAUGAAACUUUCACCUCCUCUGCAGGAAUUGACUCUUGUGAUUUCGGGAGAGAGUUUUACAUCUCUCUGACUACAGACCACACACCUCCCUAUUUUUACAACAGAAUUGACUUUAUUUUCCAACCCGACAUGGAUGUACUCCCAAUGUGCAGCAUCUUCCAGGAACUCCAGAUUGUGCAUGAAACGGGUUACUUCUCAGCUUUACCAUCCCUGGAAGAAUAUUGGCAACAGACCUGCCUAGAAUUGGAACGUUACCUCCAGAGCGAACCCUGCUAUGUGUCAGCAUCAGAAAUCAAAUUUGACAGCCAGGAAGAUCUGUGGACCAAAAUCAUUCUGGCUCGGGAGAAAAAGGAGGAAUCUGAACUGAAGAUUUCUUCUAGUCCUCAAGAGGACACUCUAAUCAGCCCAACUUUGAGUUACAAUUUAGAGACCAACAGCUUGAAUUCGGAUGUGAGCAGUGAAUCAUCUGACAGCUCCGAAGAACUUUCACCUACUACUAAAUUUACCUCUGAUCCAAUAGGCGAAGUUUUAGUCAAUUCAGGAAAUCUGAGCUCCUCUGUCACUUCCACUCCUCCUUCUUCUCCAGAACUGAGCAGAGAACCUUCUCAACUGUGGAAUUGUGUACCCGGGGAAUUGCACUCACCGGGUAAAAUCCGUAGUGGGACUGUGGGAAAGCCUGGUGACAAGGGCAGUGGCGACACCUCCCCAGAUGGCAGGAGGAGAGUCCAUCGGUGCCACUUCAAUGGCUGCAGAAAAGUUUACACCAAAAGUUCCCAUUUGAAAGCACAUCAGCGCACUCAUACAGGAGAAAAGCCUUACAGAUGCUCAUGGGAAGGAUGCGAGUGGCGUUUUGCAAGAAGUGAUGAGUUAACCAGACACUUCAGAAAGCACACUGGUGCCAAGCCUUUUAAAUGUUCUCACUGUGACAGGUGUUUUUCCAGGUCUGACCACCUGGCCCUUCACAUGAAGAGACACCUCUGAGAGAGCAGAGGGGCGAAUCCUGUGGGCUAAAAGGCGUCAAGGCUGAGACCCGGCCUUGGAAGGAGGGAUGCGUGUUCCAGCCAAAGCAUGCCAUUUUGCACCCUACCCAGUUGCCUCCAGGACCUCUCCUUGGAAGGUCUUUCGAGGGCUAAAAAAGUCAUGUAAGAAGCGGCAUAGCAACCAUGGUGCAUGAUGUUUGGGUGAUCCUGGACUCGUCACUGGUACCUAACCUUCUGAGUGGCUCCUAAGCCUUUGCCGUGAGCAUGUGCACUGAGAAUGUUAAUGGGUGGGUUGACUGUAUGUUGAGGAUCUAUUACUGAUUGUAUGAUGAGGCCAACUUUUUUUCCUUGUGGUAACAGAACUACAAGAGACAGAAAAAAAGGUGUUUGUAUGUUUUGUGUGUAAGAAGUAUACCAUGAGAUGAGAUGACCACCAAUCAUUUCCUGGGGUGGGGGGUAUCUGCACCUUAGAAAAAAAAAACAAAAAAAAAAACAAAAAAAAG
Molecule: messenger RNA, 1621 nt
Organism: Trichechus manatus latirostris (Florida manatee)
Lineage: Eukaryota; Metazoa; Chordata; Mammalia; Sirenia; Trichechidae
Gene: KLF6
Product: KLF transcription factor 6
Exons: 4
Coding region: 268-1119 (283 amino acids)
Biological process (GO): regulation of transcription by RNA polymerase II
Molecular function (GO): RNA polymerase II cis-regulatory region sequence-specific DNA binding; DNA-binding transcription factor activity, RNA polymerase II-specific
Source: RefSeq, a predicted model, not a curated record